CGGAAGGCCGGGCAAACUGCCCUCACUCAAGAGGGCGCCGCCUGCCUCGCCGCCGCUUCGGCCGUGUUUGGGUCACGUGGGUCUCUGGAACGCUGAGCGGAGAAGCGCGCGCACGCACGCAGGACCGGCAGCCCCUCUCUCACGCUCGCUCUGUCUGAGCGAUUGUGACGACGCCGGCGCGGAAGCUCGCCCGCCCGCCCCUUCCUCGUGUGGCUAGCGGCUGGGCCUCAGGAAGAGGAAGAGGAAGCAGUAGCAGAAGCAGCCGCCGCCACAGGCACGAUGGGGAGGCCGCGCCGGCUGCUGGUGCUGCCGCUGGUGCUGGUCCUGGGGGGCCCGGCGGCCCUUUGCGGCGCCUUCUACCUGCCCGGCUUGGCGCCAGUCAGCUUUUGCGAGGAAGGGAAGAAAGACGGAUGCAAGUCACAAAUUGAGCUGUUUGUGAACAGAUUGGACUCAGUUGAAUCAGUUCUGCCAUAUGAAUAUGAUGUUUUUGACUUUUGCCAAGAUGUAGCAGAAAAAAGGCCUUCAGAAAACCUUGGACAAGUCUUGUUUGGAGAGAGAAUAGCAUCAUCACCCUACAAGAUUACAUUUAAGGAAGAAAAAAAAUGCCAGAAGCUCUGUACAAGGUCUUAUGACCUAGAGAAAAAAGAAGACAAAAAAAAACUGGAAUUCUUGAAGAAGGGAAUGUGGUUGAAUUACCAGCAUCACUGGAUUAUUGAUAACAUGCCAGUGACUUGGUGUUAUGAUGUAGAAGUUGAACAAAAAUACUGUAAUCCAGGAUUUCCAAUUGGAUGCUUUGUUGCUUCAAAUGGCCGAGUUAAAGAUUUCUGCAUUAUCAAUUCUGAGUUCAACAAGAAAAAUACCUACUACCUCUUCAACCACGUUGAUAUUACAAUCACAUACCAUAGUGGAAAGAAUGAGAACUGGCUCGGGGCUCGCCUGGUGGCAGCUCGCGUGGAACCCAAAAGUUACAAGCAUACAGAUGUAAACAAUUUAUCUUGUGAAGUCUCACCUAUGGAAAUCCCUGCAGACUCUGCCAGCAAGCUGGAUCUGAUCUACACAUACUCUGUGAAGUUUGAAGAGGACAACAGCAUUAAGUGGGCUUCGAGAUGGGACUACAUCUUAGAAUCUAUGCCCCAUACCAACAUUCAGUGGUUUAGCAUCAUGAAUUCUCUUGUGAUUGUGCUCUUCUUAUCCGGAAUGGUGGCCAUGAUCCUGUUGAGAACCCUACAUAAAGAUAUUGCAAGAUACAACCAGAUUGACUCCUCGGAAGACGCGCAGGAGGAGUUUGGGUGGAAGCUGGUCCACGGAGACGUCUUUAGGCCUCCCAGGAAAGGCAUGCUGCUCUCUGUCUUCUUGGGGCAAGGGACACAGAUUUUCAUAAUGACAUUUAUUACCUUGUUCCUUGCCUGCCUCGGAUUCCUUUCGCCAGCCAACAGAGGGGCCUUGAUGACCUGUGCAGUUGUGCUGUGGGUCUUGCUGGGAACCCCAGCAGGCUACGUGUCUGCUCGGAUGUACAAAACAUUCAGAGGUGAAAAAUGGAAGACAAAUGUGUUGCUGACAGCUCUGUUGUGCCCAGGAAUUGUCUUUGCAGACUUCUUCGUAAUGAACCUUAUUCUUUGGGUGAAAGGAUCGUCAGCUUCAAUCCCCUUUGGCACAUUGGUUGCUAUCUUGGCCAUGUGGUUCGGAAUAUCUGUCCCGUUAACCUUUGUUGGUGCAUACUUUGGAUUCAAGGAGAAGCCUAUUGAGCACCCGGUGCGUACAAACCAGAUUCCUCGACAAAUACCAGAGCAAUCCUUUUUCACAAAGCCUCUACCAGGUAUCAUCAUGGGGGGCAUCCUGCCCUUUGGAUGCAUCUUUAUCCAGCUCUUUUUCAUUCUAAAUAGCAUUUGGUCUCACCAAAUGUACUACAUGUUUGGCUUCUUGUUCUUAGUCUUCAUAAUUCUUCUGAUUACGUGUUCAGAGGCGACAGUCUUGCUGUGCUAUUUCCAUCUAUGUGCCGAGGAUUAUCACUGGUGGUGGAGGUCAUUCUUAACCAGCAGCUUCACAGCCGUGUAUCUCUUCAUCUACGCUUUUCAUUAUUUCUUCUCAAAACUUCAGAUCACUGGAACUGCCAGCACCAUUUUAUACUUUGGGUACACAAUGAUCAUGGUCUUGAUUUUCUUUCUUUUCACUGGAACAAUUGGAUUCUUCGCCUGCUUCUGGUUCGUUAGUAAGAUUUACAGCGUCGUGAAAGUGGACUGAAGAUCCUCCACGUUGUUCUUGAACAUAUCCCUUGAAUCGCUGGAGAGAGUUAAAUAUAUUUUUAACCAUGUACCAAGGAUAAACAUUACAUCUUAAAAUAGUUAGAUGUGCAGUUUGGUAUCUUGGCACCAAAAAGCAGGCUUUAAACAGACUGGGGCUUAAAGAACAAUGGACAAUUCUGGUGAACUUUACUUGAAUUGCUUUUUACAAAUGCAAAAUCCAAAGUUGUUUUAUUAUUAUUAUUUGAAGCUGAAAGAAUGAACCCAGUUUAACAACAUGUGCAUUAUACUUUUCUUCUUGUGACUUUGCUACUUCUCUUUUGCAACAAUUACUUACUUGAUUAUGCUGUUCACAGUAUAGGACUAUCCAGUAAAAUCUUAUGUAAAAAUGCAACUUUUUUUAACUUAAAGAAGAAGAAGAAAGGACAACUGUACUUAAUAUUCUGCAUCUCCUUUACAGGUAGCUGGUCACCUUAUAUAAAUGUGCAGGCAUUUAGCAUGAAGUGCAGAUCUCUUGGGGGAGAGGGGUGGAAGACCACCAGUGUCUUUGUUUUAAAUAAAACUGCAGUUCCAGCAGGCUGGUGUGUGGCUGUCUCAUCAGUUGCCUUGAGUUUGUCUGCUUGCAGAAGUCCCAAAGACAUUCAUUUAGAGCAGGGGUGGGGUGGGUGUUGCUGAACUACAACUCCCAUCAGUCCCACCAAGCAUGGCCUAGAACGAUGGGAGUUGUAGUUCAGUGGCAUCUGGAGGGCCGCAGGUUCCCCUCACUUGGCCUACACUGACUAGUAAUGACUCUCCAGAGUUUCAGAAAGUGCUCCCAACUGUAUCUGGAGAUGCUGGGGAUUGAACCUGGGACCUUUUGCAUGCAAAGCAUGUGCCCUACCACUGAGCUGUGUUGCUUUUGGAAGAGGUACAACCCCUCCACUCUCCUCCCCCGACAGAGCUAGAACUGCUAUCCACUUCUCUGCAAGCCAAGGUUCUGAUUGGGCUGCCCAACUGGCUAGUGCAUGAUACAGUUGCAGUCAAAUCCUUCUCCGGCACUCAGUGCUUCUAACCAUAUAUCAACCUUGCAUACUUCCACCAUGUCACAAUCUGCCUGCAAGUCAACUUUGUUGGGGACAACACCAGAAAAGGUUGCUCCUUUGGGAAUCACACUUGUGAGUGGCAGUGUCACCUGUUUUUAUUUUUUAGGAGGGGGAUAGGGGAGAAUAGAUCUGAUCUCCCCUUGUGGGAGUUGGUGAGCUGAGUGUUUUUUGGGCAGUCCCAAUGAAUUCAGGAGGAAUAGCAGCCUUGAGUGAGUGUUCUUGCUGCUGUUUUUACGUUACAGGCGAGAACCCACAAUUUGUGUUUGUUUAUGUAUGUGCCGGCCAUUUAAAGCUCUUUCCCUUGUAUAUAUUUAAUAUAGUCUUAGGCACCCUCCAGAUCAGGAUAGGGAAGCUGUGGCCCUUAAGAUGAUAAAUAGAUGAUGAUGUUGGAAACGAACAUUGGAGUCAAUGGGCAUUUUGGUCUAAUCCAGCUGGGUAGAGUGUAAACUAUAAAGUGUAAAGUAUCAGAUGCUGCAUGCCAACUAUAGUGCCUUGCAAAAGUAUUCAGACCCCUGACCA
Messenger RNA from Rhineura floridana, 3841 nucleotides. Its product is annotated as transmembrane 9 superfamily member 2-like. The transcript is spliced from 17 exons. Bases 280 to 2241 code for a protein of 653 amino acids. Gene Ontology annotation, cellular component: membrane. Lineage: Eukaryota; Metazoa; Chordata; Lepidosauria; Squamata; Rhineuridae. The record is from RefSeq and is a predicted model, not a curated record. Gene Ontology annotation, biological process: protein localization to membrane.